AGCAGAGCUGUGAGCUACGCGCGCUGUAGCGGGGUCCGGUUAAAGCGCGCGCUGACGGUGAGUUCUCACACACGCACGCGCGCGCGCGCACGCACUCGCCGUGAUUCCUGCUGGAUCUUUAUUACCAACUCGACCAAAGCUCCGGAGUAGCAGAGUGUCGUUUAUACACUGCAGCUGGCAUGAGCUAACAUGGAAACCAAACCUUUCCUUUCGCUAGGGUUCCUGAAAAGCCCAUGCUCAGUAGCACCACCCUGUGUGCAGGGCCGGCCGAGUGAUGCUGGCAGCUUGCCCUCGGGCUGCUCCUGCUUCACAGGCACAUGUCCACUGCACCAGCGCAGGAUAUCCACAGACUCAUCAGGCCAGCUGUCCUCGUCUCCUCUUAGUUCCCCAACUGGUCACCGUGCUGUUGGCCCUCACUCACUCCACCCGUCCCUGCUCACCCCAUCAUCCAUGGGCUCCACGCCGGGUCAGCUUCACUCACCUAUCAAUGGACUAGCAUCACCCUUCUCUGUCAUCAGCUCAUCCAUGGGCCAUCCCUCCAUCACGGGGCCUUCCAACACCAGUAUGACCUUCGGACCUAGUCUCAGUCCACAACUCAGCUCCUCCAUGACUUCAGUCAGCAGCCCGGAAGACAUUAAACCUCCUCUGGGCCUGAAUGGAGUCAUGAAGGUUCCAGCUCAGCCAACCGGCACCUCGUUGUCUCUCACCAAGCACAUCUGUGCCAUCUGUGGUGAUCGAUCUUCAGGUAAACAUUAUGGCGUUUACAGUUGUGAAGGCUGUAAAGGCUUCUUCAAGCGCACAGUGAGGAAAGACCUGACUUACACCUGCCGAGACAACAAGGACUGUCCAAUCGACAAGCGCCAGCGCAACCGCUGCCAGUACUGCCGCUACCAGAAGUGUCUGGCCAUGGGCAUGAAGAGAGAAGCUGUCCAGGAGGAGCGGCAGCGGGCGAAAGAAAAGAGUGAAGCUGAAUUGGAGCUGGCAGGCUGUGCCAGUGAUGACAUGCCAGUGGAGAAGAUUCUAGAAGCUGAGCUGGCAGUGGAGCCCAAAACUGAAACCUAUGUGGAAGGCAGCGUUGGUGCAGCUGCCAACUCUCCCAACGACCCCGUUACAAACAUUUGCCAAGCCGCUGAUAAGCAGCUCUUCACAUUAGUGGAGUGGGCAAAGAGGAUACCACACUUUUCUGACCUGCCUUUAGAUGACCAGGUCAUUCUUUUAAGAGCAGGGUGGAACGAGCUCCUCAUCGCUUCUUUUUCGCACCGCUCAAUAAGUGUGAAAGAUGGCAUAUUGUUAGCAACCGGCCUCCACGUCCAUAGAAACAGUGCACAUAGUGCUGGAGUAGGUGCCAUUUUUGAUAGAGUGCUGACAGAGCUGGUGUCUAAGAUGCGAGACAUGCAGAUGGACAAGUCUGAGCUUGGAUGCCUGCGAGCAAUUGUUCUUUUCAAUCCAGACUCUAAAGGCCUGUCUAACCCAACAGAGGUGGAGGCACUUAGAGAGAGAGUAUACGCUUCACUGGAGGCCUACUGUAAACAGAAAUACCCUGAUCAGCCUGGGAGAUUUGCUAAAUUACUACUCCGUCUGCCUGCUCUGCGCUCCAUCGGUCUAAAGUGUCUGGAGCACCUCUUUUUCUUCAAACUCAUUGGAGAUACACCCAUUGACACUUUCCUAAUGGAAAUGCUAGAGGCGCCACACCAAAUGACAUAGUGGAGCAGUGCCUUAACUUGCCCAUGGCAGUGCCACUCAGAAUCCCUGUAAAGAACAGUCUCUUGCAGUCUCAUGCACACAGGAGGCCAGGAUGAGAUGCAUCUCAGUGACACCUGCUUUAUCUGCUAAACAGCUUAUCUUGCAAUCCAGGAGACAAACAGAUUAGCUUUGGUGCUUCAUCUUUGGAAUUUGCAAAUCCAUGUAAUUACACAAAGACCAUUCAGUAUGGAGUGAUUCAUAAGGAGGCUGGAUUAAGAGAGUCAUAACAUGUAUGUUUAGGAGGAAAGCUGGCUGCACGGAUUUUAGAAGACCUUGUGGUCGAAACAAUUUCUUGAAUAUUCUGCCUCACAGUGACCUACCUCUGCAGUCCCCUCUGUUCACAAUGUCUAUGCUGAAACAGUUUCUUAUCUGUACACAUUCACGUCGGUGUGAGUGUAUAGGUUUGAUGAACGGAUGCAAAAUUCUGCAAUACCUCAUACACACCCCUCGGUACCACAGGACUCCUUUUUCUGACACCUCACCUCAUUGCUGCCUUUGUUAUGGACUUACUUUAUGUACUAUAAUAUUCAAUGUUAAUUUUGCAAUGUUUUUGCAAUGUUCUUUAAUAUUCUGAAAUUUACUGAUGAGAGAUGUAUAAGAAAGAAAUGGUUGUAUUUGCAGCACUUAACUGAUUUUAAUUUUUUUUUCCCCCAAACAGUGUUGAUAUUAGCGAGGCUGCCAGCAGUCGGUCUCUGCAAAGAACAGUGUUGUUUGGUUGUAGCAGAGGCGUAUAAAUGAUACAUUGGGCAAAAAUGAAAAUCAGGUGUGCUCUUUGCCUGAUAGAAAAAAGCAGUGGUUCUUUGUUGAUUUUGUAAAAUUUUAGGUGUUUGAUUAUCAAUUGUUUUGCCUUUAUAAUUAAUCUCAUUAAUGUAUAAGUAUUUCCAAAGACGUUCAUUGAAAUAUCAAGUGAUGAUUCCCAGCAAAGCAGCAUUUGUGCUAUAAAAAAUAUGCAAUUAGGCUACAUUCACAUUAAAAGGCUGAAGUGGCACAAAUCCAAUUUUCUUUCUUAAAUGAGACACAGUCUUCUCAGUUUAGAGUCAGGAUAAUAAUACGUGGUUCUAGCCAUGUAAUCAUAUGAGAACGUAUGAGGCAAGUCAUAUUCACCCAGUGCUACUAGCCUGUUAACUAGGAGAAAAAAAUGAAGAAAUUAGAGUAAUAGCUGAAAAGCCAUCAAAGGCUCUGCAUCUGGACUUUUUUUUUAUUUUUCAUUUAAUCAUAUAAUUGCAGCUGACUUGCCAGUCUGCCUCCAGAGCAGAUCUCUGUAAUGGCAGAUUGUGCUGCAAUUUCAUUACUGCAGUCUCUCAAAUGUUGUUCUUCGUGACACCUGGAUCAUAUCGUAUUAUUGAUUUCAAAAUAUGCUCAUGUAAGUCAUUUCAGAGCAGACGUCUGAGGUCACAUAAACACGAAUGUGACUUGUCAAGACAGAAGGCAGAAAGCGAGAGGUUAGUCUACCACCUGGUGUUCACAGGUGAUACUACAGGUUUUACAAUCUAGCGUUACAAUCAGAACAGAUUUAAAAACAAAUGAAUGAAUGAAUAAAUAAAUAAAUAAACACCGAAAUUGUAUAAGACUUGUAAUGUGAACAUAGCCUCUGUUUAGAGAAUCCAGAUGAUGGUCUGGCCUCAGGGAUGUGGGAGGUUUAGGAAGCGCUUUCUGCCACCUGGUGUUUCACAGGUGAUGCUACAGUUCAACUUUACACUGAAACAGCAAUCUGAAGAAUCCUUCAUUGUUUGACAGAGUUCAGACUUAGCAAGCAUUGCAAAAUAUCCAGACCUCAGGCUUUGUAAAACAUUUUUUAUCUUAUAGUAUUAAUCAGACUCUUCUUGUGCAAUUACUUUCUGUAUUAUAAGGAACAGACAGAGUGUUGUGAUGUUUGUUAAAAGGAACCUCUUACAAACUGAGCCAGACUGAAAUAAAACAGUGUUCUUACAUAGUAAAUAUACAGUGGAGAUGGUGGUGAUGAUGAUGAUGAUGAUGAUCAUCAUCAUCAUCAUUAUUAUUAUUAUUAUUAUUAUUAUACAUUUUCAUAAUCAGACUGUCCAGAAUCACAGCACAUUCACUGAGUGCUCUUUCACUCAUCAUAUAUUUAGCUCAAUGAGAGCAGAAACUUCCACUCAGGCACAUACAUGGUUUACAUGCAGUUUCCUCACAUUAAAUAAUAAUAAUAAUAAUAAUAAUAAUAAAACAAACCCCUAACAGUGGUGAAAUGUUAUUCACAAUAUAAGUUUUUAUCCUCUAGUCUUGCCUAAAGCCCUUCUCACCUGUAGCCUGAAACUAGGUUUAAAACUCUGGGCUUUAAACACCAGCAUAAAAUCAUAGGAAAAACAAAAAACCUCUCCUUACAUUUAUUGGAGUAGAGAUCCAAGCCAAAACUCUAAAAGGCCCUAAUCUCAUGGUUAAUAAUUCCAGGUGUUGGGCCUCAUGGAAGACAAACAGGGUUUAGUAGACCAACAGAGACAGGUGCUACACUUUCCCCAUGAUAAAGUUUUGGCAAACCAUGAGAGUUUGGUUGAAAGAGAAAUGUCUAUUUUUGUACAAUUGUAAUUUUAUCCUUGUGUUCCAGGUAUUUAGAUAAUUCUAUUGAAUGUUGCAUACAUUAAUUGUAUAUAUGUUGAUUUGUAAAAUGGAAGAGGUCUUGCCCUCUGAACAGGUUGCUGUUGAAACAUUUUCCCCAGUUUUUUAUCAUUAUUAUUAUUAUUAUUAUUAUUAUUAUUGUUGUUGUUGUUGUUAUUGUUGUUGUUGCAGUUUUCGCAUCAUUGGGCUUCACCUGGAAAGUGAAAAAUUUCAUUUUUAUAGAUCAGUAAAAUGAGAAUGGGUUGUGUGUUGUCAUAUCAUACACUGUUUAUUGUUGAAAAGACAAUUAAAUGCAGUUUUGAAAGUUACUUUCCUUAGUGCAUGACAGCUCCA
Messenger RNA from Neoarius graeffei (lesser salmon catfish), 4650 nucleotides. It is a transcript of the gene rxrab, whose product is annotated as retinoid x receptor, alpha b. The coding region runs from base 190 to 1704 and encodes 504 amino acids. The transcript has 11 exons. Gene Ontology annotation, molecular function: nuclear steroid receptor activity; retinoic acid-responsive element binding; nuclear receptor activity. NCBI's taxonomy places the organism in Eukaryota, Metazoa, Chordata, Actinopteri, Siluriformes, Ariidae. The record is from RefSeq and is a predicted model, not a curated record. Gene Ontology annotation, biological process: anatomical structure development; retinoic acid receptor signaling pathway; cell differentiation. Gene Ontology annotation, cellular component: nucleus; RNA polymerase II transcription regulator complex.